This is a messenger RNA of Myodes glareolus (Bank vole), 2861 nucleotides long. RefSeq names its product mitofusin 1 (gene Mfn1). Lineage: Eukaryota; Metazoa; Chordata; Mammalia; Rodentia; Cricetidae. The record is from RefSeq and is a predicted model, not a curated record. Gene Ontology annotation, cellular component: mitochondrial outer membrane. Gene Ontology annotation, biological process: mitochondrion localization; mitochondrial fusion. Gene Ontology annotation, molecular function: GTP binding; GTPase activity.
CCAGCUCACGGCCCAAGCGGCUUCCUGUCCCCACGCACCUCCUCCGCUCCUCCGUCAGUUCAGGAUUCCGGAGGGACCCACCCUCCGGGUGACCACGGCGCUUCAUUUCACGCACACCGGGGUGCAUAAUGGCAGAAAGUGUGUCUCCACUGAAGCACUUUGUGCUGGCAAAGAAGGCCAUCACUGCGAUCUUUGGCCAGUUGCUGGAGUUUGUUACUGAAGGAUCACAGUUUAUUGAAGCAACUUACAGGAAUCCUGAACUUGAUAGAGUAGCCACUGAGGAUGAUCUGGUGGAAAUACAAGGCUACAGAAACAAGCUUGCCGUCAUUGGGGAGGUGCUAUCGCGGAGACAUAUGAAAGUGGCAUUUUUUGGCAGGACGAGUAGUGGCAAGAGCUCUGUCAUCAAUGCAAUGCUGUGGGAUAAAGUUCUCCCUAGCGGGAUUGGCCACACAACCAACUGCUUCCUGAGUGUUGAGGGAACCGAUGGAGAUAAAGCCUACCUUAUGACCGAAGGGUCAGAUGAAAAGAAAAGUGUGAAGACAGUUAAUCAGCUGGCGCAUGCUCUCCAUAUGGACAAAGACUUGAAAGCUGGCUGCCUCGUGCAUGUAUUUUGGCCCAAAGCAAAAUGUGCCCUCUUGAGAGAUGACCUGGUUUUAGUAGACAGCCCAGGUACAGAUGUUACCACAGAGCUGGAUAUCUGGAUUGAUAAGUUCUGCCUCGAUGCUGAUGUCUUUGUUUUGGUUGCAAACUCAGAAUCCACACUGAUGAACACGGAGAAACAUUUUUUCCAUAAAGUGAAUGAGCGGCUCUCCAAACCAAACAUUUUCAUUCUGAACAAUCGUUGGGAUGCUUCUGCCUCAGAGCCGGAGUAUAUGGAGGAUGUGCGCAGACAACACAUGGAAAGAUGCCUUCACUUCUUGGUAGAAGAGCUCAAAGUUGUGAGUCCUUUGGAAGCUCGGAAUCGGAUCUUUUUUGUUUCAGCCAAGGAAGUUCUCAACUCCCGAAAACAUAAAGCCCAGGGGUUGCCAGAAGGUGGUGGGGCACUGGCUGAAGGAUUUCAGGCAAGAUUACAAGAGUUUCAGAAUUUUGAACAGACUUUUGAGGAGUGUAUCUCGCAGUCAGCAGUGAAAACAAAGUUUGAACAGCACACUAUCAGAGCUAAACAGAUACUAGACACUGUGAAAAACAUAUUGGACUCAGUAAACGUGGCAGCAGCAGAGAAGAGGGUUUAUUCAAUGGAAGAGAGGGAAGACCAAAUUGAUAGACUGGACUUCAUCCGAAACCAGAUGAACCUCCUAACACUAGAUGUUAAGAAGAAAAUCAAGGAGGUCACAGAGGAGGUGGCCAACAAGGUUUCUUGUGCAAUGACAGAUGAAAUUUGUCGACUGUCUGUUUUGGUUGAUGAGUUUUGUUCUGAAUUUCAUCCUACCCCCAGUGUACUGAAAGUGUAUAAGAGUGAAUUAAAUAAGCACAUAGAAGAUGGUAUGGGAAGAAACUUGGCUGAUCGGUGCACCAAUGAAGUCAAUGCCUCGAUGCUUCAAUCUCAACAAGAAAUUAUUGAAAACUUGAAGCCAUUACUUCCAGCUGGUAUACAGAGUAAGCUUCAUACACUAAUACCUUGCAAAAAAUUUGAUCUCAGCUAUGAUCUCAAUUGCCACAAGUUGUGUUCAGAUUUUCAAGAGGACAUUGUGUUUCGAUUUUCCCUGGGCUGGUCUUCCCUUGUGCAUCGGUUCCUGGGCUCCACAAAUGCACAGAGGGUGCUGCUUGGGCUCUCAGAGCCUGUCUUUCAGCUCCCUAGAUCUUUGGCUUCAACUCCCACUGCUUCUCCUAACCCAGCAACCCCAGAUGGUGCAGCUCAGGAAGAGCUCAUGAUCACCUUGAUCACAGGAUUGGCAUCUCUCACAUCUAGAACCUCAAUGGGCAUCUUAGUUGUUGGGGGAGUGAUUUGGAAAACAGUGGGCUGGAAACUCAUCUCUGUUGCCUUAAGUACGUAUGGAGCUUUGUAUCUUUAUGAAAGGCUGACCUGGACUACCCGCGCAAAAGAGAGAGCAUUUAAGCAGCAGUUUGUGAACUAUGCAACCGAAAAGCUGCAGAUGAUUGUGAGCUUCACAAGUGCAAACUGCAGCCACCAAGUCCAGCAAGAAAUGGCUACCACUUUUGCUAGACUGUGCCAACAAGUUGAUGUUACUCAAAAACAUUUGGAAGAAGAAAUUGCUAAAUUAUCCAAAGAAAUAGAUCAGCUGGAGAAAAUACAAAACAACUCAAAGCUCUUACGAAAUAAAGCCAUUCAACUUGAACGUGAGCUGGAGAAUUUUUCGAAUCAGUUUCUGCACUCAAGCAAUGAAGAAUCUUAACAAAGGCUGCUGUGCUGAUCGCAGUGGAGGAAGCGGACUUGGAAGAAGGGGAGAACUAUUUUUAUGAAAUAACCUCAGUAUGAAUUACUACUCUGCGUACCGAUGCCUUGCAGAGACUGUGGUAAUGACCUGUCUUGGGGGGGCACACUUUUUGAAGUGUCGCAAUAACAUCAUUAGCUGUAGUUUAAAGACUGAACUGUUGGGUUAAAUGAUGGAUUCCUUUAGAAUCAGUGGAACCAGCUGUGCAGCCUCUGAGGGGUCCUGCGACACUUAACCAGGGCUUUCUGUCUUUGAUUCUGAAUAACUGCUUCCUGGCAUCCAGGAGUUAGAGAUCUUUUCAUCUUCCAUCACUAGUUCUUGAUGCCUUCUUUAAUGGGAAUAUGGAAUUUCUUUAUCAGAUGAUUUGUUCACACCAGGGAGUGUGGGCUGCUCCUGGGUUUCGCCCUCACAGCAAGGAUGUAACCAUCACUACACAGUUUUAUCCUCAUUAAAACUCAUGUGAAAUCA